AUGUCUUUCGGCGGUAACAACAACAGCAGCAGCGGUAACAGAGGUGGCUACGGCGACUCUAACCAGGACCAGUCUACUUUUGGCAAGAUUGGUGACAAGAUCAAGGGUGCCCUUGGCUCUGACGACGACAAGCACGGCUCGUCUCAUGGUGGCUCCAGUUCUGGUAACUAUGGUUCCUCUGGUUCUGGCUCCGGUUCGGGCAACUACGGUUCCUCCGGUUCCGGCUCUGGAUCUGGCAACUACGGUUCCUCUCACGGUGGUUCCAGUUCUGGUAACUAUGGUUCCUCUGGUUCUGGUUCCGGUUCUGGAAACUACGGAUCGUCUGGUUCUGGCUCUGGCCAUGGCUCCUCUGGCAGAGGCGGCAAUGACUCUUACGGCUCCUCCGGUUCUGGUUCUGGCAACUACGGUUCCUCUGGCUCUGGCUCAGGUAACUUCGGUUCCUCUGGUUCCGGUUCUGGCUCUGGCAACUACGGAUCUUCUGGUUCCGGUUCUGGAUCUGGUAACUACGGAUCUUCUGGUUCCGGUUCCGGUUCUGGUAACUACGGUUCCUCUGGUUCUGGAUCUGGAUCUGGUAACUACGGUUCCUCCGGCUCUGGUUCAGGAUCUGGUAACUACGGUUCUUCCGGUUCUGGCUCUGGCCAUGGCUCCUCUGGCAGAGGCGGCAAUGACUCUUACGGCUCCUCUGGCAGAAGCGGAUACUAA
This is a messenger RNA of Candidozyma haemuli, 702 nucleotides long. RefSeq lists its product as uncharacterized. Bases 1 to 702 code for a protein of 233 amino acids. Lineage: Eukaryota; Fungi; Ascomycota; Pichiomycetes; Serinales; Metschnikowiaceae. The record is from RefSeq and is a predicted model, not a curated record. The transcript has a single exon.